Molecule: messenger RNA, 1410 nt
Organism: Girardinichthys multiradiatus
Lineage: Eukaryota; Metazoa; Chordata; Actinopteri; Cyprinodontiformes; Goodeidae
Gene: prkab1b
Product: protein kinase, AMP-activated, beta 1 non-catalytic subunit, b
Exons: 9
Coding region: 345-1142 (265 amino acids)
Biological process (GO): signal transduction
Cellular component (GO): nucleus; cytoplasm; nucleotide-activated protein kinase complex
Molecular function (GO): protein kinase binding
Source: RefSeq, a predicted model, not a curated record
CGAGAGAGAGGGGGUGGGGCCCAGAGGCGGAAGAGGUGUGUCUCCCUCACUGACACACACUCAAGUUUCCUCCAGAUGGCGAAAACAGAAAAAAUAACAGGAUAAGAACAGAAACAAGGAGGAGAAAAUAGAAAUCCUGGCAACAGAUCGAAAUAAAGACGGAAACCGUGACUAGACAGAGACUUCGGACCUUUGUACGAGCUGAAAACACAAAAACACAUGUAGGCUACUUUAAGUGAACCUCCUCCGCCCGAUCAGACUACAGCAGCAGACCGGAUAUCACCCUGAGAUCAUUUUGCGCUGUGUUUCUGUGCGUUUCAGAGCUUGAUGCAGUCAGGGUCAGGAUGGGCAACAGCAGCAGCGAUCGCUCCAGCAGCGAGAGGUCAUUCAGGGAUGGACAGUCUGGAGGGAAGGAGGCUCGUCCCAACAUCAUGAUGGACAGCACCGACGAUGCAGAGCUGUUCCACAGAGAAGAUCCAAAGGCUUCACCAGACAUUCAAGAGUUUCUGGCCUGGCAGCAGGACCUCGACUGUGACAGUAAGGAGCCAACACAGGCCAGACCGACCGUGUUUAGAUGGACGGGGUCGGCCAAGGAAGUCUAUGUGUCUGGUUCUUUUAACAACUGGGCCACUAAAAUCCCGCUUAACAGAAGUCGGAAUAACUUUGUGGCGAUUGUGGACCUACCAGAAGGGGAGCACCAGUACAAGUUUUGCGUAGACGGACAGUGGACUUUGGAUCCGACUGGGCCUGUAAUAACAACCAAGACUGGCACCGUCAACAACAUCAUACAGGUGAAUCAAACUGACUUUGAAGUCUUCGAUGCCCUCAAGAUCGACUCGCAGGAUUCAACAGACAUGUCCGACUUGUCUAGUUCGCCACCCGGGCCCUACCAACAGGACGGAUAUCUCAUCAAGCCGGAAGACAAGAUCAAACACCCUCCUAUCUUGCCGCCCCACCUUCUCCAAGUGCUGCUCAACAAGGACACGGGGGUUGCUUGUGACCCAACACUACUUCCAGAGCCCAACCACGUCAUGCUCAAUCACCUGUAUGCCCUCUCCAUCAAGGAUGGGGUGAUGGUUCUCAGCGCGACGCACCGAUACAAAAAGAAGUAUGUGACCACGCUCCUCUACAAGCCCAUAUAACCCUGAGAGGUCACAGUCAAGCUUCUUAUUUUCAGAUGAGAACAAUCUGAUGUUCUACUCAGUUGCUACCGAUGAUGUUUAUUGGAAACAGGACCAACAUUUAUAACGAAGCAUUCUGAAAAUUACUUUUUCUUUGAUCAGCCUGUUAUUGCUGAGCUGUUUGUUUAUUAUCACUUCAUAAUGUUUCAUAAUGAAAAUACUAAGUACAUUUUCUUGCCAACUAAGAUUGUGUGCAUGUUUUGGAUAAUUAUAUUCUAACUUUGAUCAA